AGAGAAGCGAAGCGCGGCGCCGGGGAAGUUUGGCCGCUGCGCCGCCCCGUCCGUCGCCACGGCAACCGGAGUGCCCGCCAUGGCGGCGCCCAGCGUGUUCCUGCUGGCCGUGAGCGGCGAGAUCGAGAGCGGGGAGUUCCCAGGAUUCGAUGACCUCUACUGCAAGUUCUCCUUUGUCUACGGCCAGGACUGGGUCCCCACGGCGGGCCUGGAGGAGGGAAUCUCGCAGAUCACCUCCAAGAGCAGCGUCUCGCCCACCACGCUGGUCUGGAACUUCCCCAUCGACAUCACCUUCAAGAGCACCAACCCUUUUGGCUGUGAGUGCCGGGGGGGGUCUGGCCCCGCUGCCAAAGCCCCCCCUCACCCCCAUUUCCUUGCAGGGCCACAGAUUGUGCUCAGUGUCUACGGGCCUGACUUCUUUGGCCACGAUGUGGUCAGGGGUUAUGGAGCUGUGCACGUGCCCUUCGUGCCAGGCAGACACAAAAGAACCAUUGCAAUGUUUGUGCCAGAGUCCACCUCGAGGCUGCAGCAGCUCACAAGCUGGUUCACAGGGAGGCGCCCGGAAUUCACCGACCCCAAAGUGGUGGCACAGGGAGAGGGACGGGAAGUGACCAGGGUGCGCUCCCAGGGCUUUGUCACCAUUUCCUUCAACGUCAUGACCAAAGACCUGCACAAGCUGGGCUACGACGUGGGCCAGGGGCCUGGGCCCCAGGGGCUGCAGGGCCUCUGAGCCCCCCAACCCCAGGGGCUGCACAACCUCUGAGCCCCCCAACCCCAGGGGCUGCAGGGCCUCUGAGCCCCCAGACCCAGGGGCUGCACAGGGGCUGCAGGGCUUGUGAGCCCCCAGACCCCAGGGGCUGCAGGGCCUCUGAGCCCCCAGACCCCAGGGGCUGCAGGGCCUCUGAGCCCCCAGACCCCAGGGGCUGCGCAGGGGCUCUGAGCCCCCCAACCCCAGGGGCUGCAGGGCCUCUGAGCCCCCCAACCCCAGGGGCUGCACAGGGGCUCUGAGCCCCCCAACCCCUGGGGCUGCACAACCUCUGAGCCCCCAGACCCCAGGGGCUGCAGGGUUUCUGAGCCCCCAAACCCCAGGGGCUGCACAACCUCUGAGCCCCCCAACCCCAGGCAGGGGCUGCACAAUCUCUGAGCCCCCCAACCCCAGGGGCUGCAGGGCCUCUGAGCCCCCAGACCCAGGGGCUGCACAGGGGCUGCAGGGCCUCUGAGGCCCCAGACCCCAGGGGCUGCAGGGCCUCUGAGCCCCCCAACCCCAGGGGCUGCAGGGCUUCUGAGCUCCCCAACCCCUGGGGCUGCACAGGGGCUGCAGGGCUUCUGAGCCCCCAGACCCCAGGGGCUGCAGGGCCUCUGAGCCCCCAGACCCAGGGGCUGCAGGGCCUCUGAGCCCCCAGACCCCAGGGGCUGCACAGGGGCUGCACAGGGGCUGCAGGGCUUCUGAGCCCCCAGACCCCAGGGGCUGCAGGGCCUCUGAGCCCCCAGACACAGGCGCUGCAGGGCCUCUGAGCCCCCCAACCCCAGGGGCUGCAGGGCUUCUGAGCUCCCCAACCCCAGGGGCUACACAGGGGCUCUGAGCCCCCCAACCCCUGGGGCUGCAGGGCUUCUGAGCCCCUCUACCCCAGGGGCUGCACAGGGGCUGCAGGGCUUCUGAGCCCCCCAACCCCUGGGGCUGCACAACCUCUGAGCCCCCAGACCCCAGGGGCUGCAGGGUUUCUGAGCCCCCAAACCCCAGGGGCUGCACAACCUCUGAGCCCCCCAACCCCAGGCAGGGGCUGCACAACCUCUGAGCCCCCAGACCCCAGGGGCUGCAGGGCCUCUGAGCCCCCAAACCCCAGGGGCUGCACAAUCUCUGAGCCCCCUACCCCAGGGGCUGCAGGGCCUCUCCCAGAGCCCUUCUGAGGGAAAGGAGGAGCUGCUCCAACUCAGUCACUCCAAAAAACACCAGCCUGGGAGGAUCUGGGAUAACGCCCAAUGCUGAAGUGUUGUGGGAGUUGAUGUUAUUGGUAACAUUCAGUGUUUUAUGGAUGAUUAUUGUAUUUUAUUCAGUAUUUUUAGGGGUCAGGCUGUCUCAGAGUUAGGCCUGUAACAAAAUAUUUUUAUAGCAGCCUUUUGUACACCUUUUUAUAGAAUUAAUGACACAAAGUUUCCAGCUGUAGCAGUUUCCCUGCAGUUAAAACUUUGCAAACCCAGUUUCUCUUUAGUGGUUUUUUUUUUUUUUUGGCAAAUGAGGAAUUUAAAUUAUUGCACCUUCCAAAAAUGGUCCUGUGAAAUGCAUCCCACUCUAAGCUUUUUUAGGCUGAAUAAAUAAACUCUGCUGUAUCAAUGGA
Messenger RNA from Haemorhous mexicanus (house finch), 2336 nucleotides. RefSeq names its product B9 domain containing 1 (gene B9D1). The transcript is spliced from 6 exons. The record is from RefSeq and is a predicted model, not a curated record. Gene Ontology annotation, biological process: cilium assembly. Gene Ontology annotation, cellular component: MKS complex. NCBI's taxonomy places the organism in Eukaryota, Metazoa, Chordata, Aves, Passeriformes, Fringillidae. The coding region runs from base 80 to 730 and encodes 216 amino acids.